AUGGCAGCAGAAUUACCAUUUUAUAUUGCUUCAUCAGUUGAAGAGUUGGUGAAAAAACAUGUGGAAGGUGUUGAAGUCGAUAAAAACUAUUCAAUUUUUCAUUAUUUAUCAACUUGUAAUAAUUUAGUAAAACAAGCAGAUAUUUAUAAGUCUGAAGGUGAUAUUGAAAGAACUUAUAUUUAUUCAUUAAGAUUUUGCAUUUUAAUUUUUGAAAAGUUACAAAAACAUCCAGAUUUCAAUAAAGAAUCAUUUACAAAAUCAAGAAAUGAAAUAAAAAGAAAAGCAGAAUUGAAAUUAAAAGAAUUAGAAGGUUUAAAAGAAACUCUUAAAAAAGGUUAUGAAAGAAUACAACAUAAAAAAGAAGAAGAAAGAAAAAGAAUUGAAAGAGAAAAAGAAAAAGAAAGAAUUUUUAAACAAGAAAAAUUAAAAUUAGAAAGAGAACAACAAUUAUUGAGAGAAGAGGAAGAGCAAAGAAAAAGAGAGGAUUUAGAAUUAGAGAGUGAGAUACAAAGACUUAAAGAGGUGGAAGAUUUUGAGAAUAGGAAACUACAAGCUCAAAAGAAUAUUAAAAGAGCAACUUCAGCUAGAACAUUUGAACUUUUAAGACAGGAAGCAUUAUUAGAGGAAAGAAAAAGGUUACAGGGGAUUGAAACUGAGAAAAAGAGGAUUUUAGCAGAGAAACAAGAAGCAUUGGAAAAGGAAUUCCAACAACAACUCUUUGAACAACAAGAAAAAGAAAGAUUAGAAAAAGAAAGAUUAGAAAAAGAAGAACAAUUAAGAUUAGCUUCUUUACCACCACCACCACCAGAUUAUUCUUCAUUUGAUUCUGAUCAAUUAUUAAAUUUAAUUGAAAAUAAUAAUAAAAAAUUAGAAAAUAAUAAUCAAACCGAUGAUAAAUUAGAUAAUGAAUUUUUAUUAGAUCCUUCAUUUUUACCACCACCACCACCUAUAAUUACACAACCAUCACCAUCUCAAGAAAAGAAAGAUAAUAAUAAUAAUAAUAAUAAUAAAAAUACUACAGCACAAUUACCAUUAUCAAUUACACAACCACCCCAUAUGCCAAAUAAUGAAAAGAAAUUACCACCAAUUUAUAAUUCAACUUCACCAAUUCAAUUUGGUUAUCCUUCUUUAAAUAAUAGUGUAAAUAAUCCACCAUCAUUUUCAUUACAAAAUAAUACACCACUUAUACAACAAUACAAACAACAACAACAACAACAACCUAUUCAAUCACCAACGAAUAAUAUUAAUAGACCUAAUAUACCUCAAUAUAAUAAUUAUAAUGCAAAACCAUUAUCGAGCAACCUAAACCCAUUACCACCACAAUAUCAACCACAACAACAGCAACAAUAUCAACAACAACAACAACAACAACAAUAUCAACAACAACAACAAUAUCAACAACAACAACAACAACAACAACAACAACAACAACAACAACAACAUCAAUUACCAAAAUUACCACAAUAUCAACCAAUUGAAAAUAAAUCAAUAUCAGCAAAUGGAUUAGCACAAUCACCAGCUGUGAAUACACCAUCAAUAACACCAACAACUAAUAAACCAAAUAUCGAUUCAUCUGAAGCAUCAAAGAAAUAUAGUAAACUUAGAAAAAUUAUUGUACAUGGUGAAGUUUUCCAAGAGUUUAUGAGAUUAGCAGAGAAUAAUACCAAAAGAUCAAUUGAAACUUGUGGUAUUUUAUCGGGUACUCUAUCAAAUGAUGUUUUUAGAAUCACUACAAUCAUUAUACCAAAACAAGAGGGUACUACUGAUACUUGUAAUACCAUUGAAGAACAUGAAAUCUUUGAAUAUCAACUAGAGAAUGAUUUACUAACUUUGGGUUGGAUUCAUACUCAUCCAACUCAAGAUUGUUUCUUAUCAGCCGUUGAUGUCCAUACUCAUUGUUCCUAUCAAUAUCUUCUUCAAGAGGCUAUAGCCGUUGUCAUUAGUCCAAUGGCAAAUCCAAACUUUGGUAUCUUUAGAUUAACCGAUCCACCCGGUUUGGAAACUGUACAAAAAUGUAAACUAAAAUCAUUCCAUCCCCAUCCACCCGUUAAUGGUAUACCAAUCUAUACAAAAGUUGAUCAUGUCGAUUUAAUUUGGGGUAAAAAAUCUGAUAGUAAAGUUGUAGAUUUACGUUUUUUAAAGAAAUAA
This is a messenger RNA of Dictyostelium discoideum AX4, 2148 nucleotides long. RefSeq names its product MPN/PAD-1 domain-containing protein. The record is from RefSeq and is a predicted model, not a curated record. The transcript is spliced from 3 exons. Gene Ontology annotation, biological process: protein K63-linked deubiquitination; protein deubiquitination. Gene Ontology annotation, molecular function: metal-dependent deubiquitinase activity; K63-linked deubiquitinase activity; peptidase activity. Lineage: Eukaryota; Evosea; Eumycetozoa; Dictyosteliales; Dictyosteliaceae. Bases 1 to 2148 code for a protein of 715 amino acids.